This is a messenger RNA of Setaria italica (foxtail millet), 970 nucleotides long. RefSeq names its product putative dual specificity protein phosphatase DSP8. The transcript has 4 exons. The record is from RefSeq and is a predicted model, not a curated record. The coding region runs from base 171 to 494 and encodes 107 amino acids. Gene Ontology annotation, molecular function: phosphatidylinositol-4,5-bisphosphate 5-phosphatase activity. Lineage: Eukaryota; Viridiplantae; Streptophyta; Magnoliopsida; Poales; Poaceae.
CCCGCACGCCGCAACCAACACCCCCCCCCGACCGAUCCACAAAUCCCUCCCUCCCUCUCCAUUCCGCUCCCCUGAAAUCGAGGAGCGCGGGAGGACACCGCGAAGCGCGUCGGUUCCUAGGGUUUGCCGGUCGGGUUGGGGCUCCGACCCGUGUGGGCGGGAGGGCGGACAUGAGGAUUCGGGAGCUCCGUGAUGGGCUGGAGGUGGAGGCGAGUGGCGGCGGCGAGGUGGUCGCGGUUGUGCGGUUGAAGGCCAAGUGCGCGCUCGUCGGCGCCGGCGCGAGGUUCCUGUUGUACCCCACGUUGCUCUACAACGUCGUCCGCAACAGGUUCGAGCCCGAGUUCCGCUGGUGGGAUAGCGUCGACCAGUAUGUUUUGCUAGGUGCUGUUCUGUUCCCUAGCGAUGUUCCACGCCUGAAGCAACUUGGAGUUAGAGGAGUUGUCACACUGAAUGAACCCUAUGAAACUCUGGUUCCAACUUUUUAUACCAGGUGAAGAAAUCUACAAGUACAAAUCUGAAAAAACCUGGUGAUGUAACUUUUCAAGGGAGAAGUGAAGCUGCGAUGGAGAGAGGGGCAAGAACGGGCAAUGAAGUGUAGGCGCUGUUGAGCUGUGCUGCUGUUCUCAACCAAAUGCCGGAAAGGUGUUGUUGCUACUGGUGUUCUUGUGCCCAGGUGAAGAAAGCUACAAGUUCAAAUUUCAAAUUUUAAACAAUCUGGUGAUCUAACUUUUCAAUGUAAAAGUGAAGCUGCGAUGGAGAGGGGCAACAACGGGCUUCACUAGUGAAGCUGCGAUGGAGAGGGGCAACAACGGGCAGUGAAGCGUAGGUUUUAGUUGUUAUUGAAAAAAUUUAGAAAUAAUUGUAUGAUAUUGUCACUUUGUAUGUGUUUCUUUAUCAAGGCAAUUGUCUCGUUGACAGUACUUUAAUUAAUGUAUUUAUUGGUUCUUGAAUGAAUUACUUAGUUUUCUUU